Centropristis striata (black sea bass) is the source of this 2740-nucleotide messenger RNA. Its product is annotated as inter-alpha-trypsin inhibitor heavy chain H3-like. The transcript has 20 exons. Lineage: Eukaryota; Metazoa; Chordata; Actinopteri; Perciformes; Serranidae. Bases 84 to 2615 code for a protein of 843 amino acids. The record is from RefSeq and is a predicted model, not a curated record.
AACUGUACACAUACAUGCUGUCCUUAUCAGUUUGAGAUAAAACGAAUUUCAGCUGCCUCAGUUGCACUCUGGUAGGAGCCAUCAUGGAGAGAGCUGUGGUGCGAAUCACCCUCUUUGGGCUGCUGAUGGCUUUGGCUACCACACUACCAAACAAGGACGACAGGGACAUCUACAGCUUUCACAUCAACUCCACAGUGUCCAGUCGUUAUGCAACCACUGUCAUCACGAGCCGUGUGGCCAAUCGGAUGAAUGAGUCAAAGGAAAUAGAAUUCCAUGUCCGGAUUCCCAAGAACGCCUUCAUCAGUAAAUUCAGAAUGUUUAUAGAAGGUCAAAUGUACGAUGGUGUUGUGAAAGGUAAAGAGAGCGCUCGGCAGCAGUACACUGAGGCUGUGUCCCGUGGUGAAAGCGCUGGGCUGGUCAGUUCUGUAGGGAGGACUCUGGAGGAAUUCAAAACCUCUGUUACUGUGGCUGCUCACAAAAAGGUCACCUUUGAACUCACAUAUGAGGAGCUGCUGAAGCGAACGCUUGGAAAGUACGAGCUGCAAAUCCACGCUCGACCCAUGCAGCCUGUCAAAGACUUCAAGGUUGAUGUGUACAUUAACGAGAAAACCGGCAUCAAUUUCAUUGAGAUUAAAGGAGGACUGAGCACCAAAGCCCUGGCUAAUGCCAUCACCAAAACACACGCCGACAAACAGGCGUGGGUGUAUUUCUACCCGACAGAGGACCAACAGAAAACGUGUGACAGCUGUGGGGAGCAGGGUAUGAAUGGAGAUCUGGUUAUUGUGUAUGAUGUCAACAGGGACACCUCACUGGGAGAAAUCAAGACAUCAGAUGGAUACUUCGUUCAUCACUUUGCUCCAUCCAGUCUUGCCCGCAUACCAAAAAAUGUUGUCUUCAUUAUUGAUCAAAGUGGCUCAAUGCACGGCAAGAAAAUACAACAGACCCGAAUAGCAUUGAUCCACAUCUUGAAUGACCUGGCAGAGGAGGACCACUUUGGUCUUUUCACUUUUGAUAGCAACCUUUUUCACUGGAAACGAGAACUUGUUCAGGCCAACAAGGAAAACGUUGAAAGUGCCAAGACAUUUGCACGGAAUAUCAAAGAUAGUGGAGCCACAGACAUUAAUGAAGCAGUGUUGGAAGGAGCACGUAUGCUGAAUGCACAUCCCAGAGAAGGUUCAGCGUCCAUCCUCAUACUUCUCACCGAUGGAGACCCAACCUCAGGGGUGACAAAUCUCGAAGUAAUCCAUUCAAAUGUCAGGCAGGCCAUUGCAGAUAAAUUCCCACUCUACUGUCUUGGUUUUGGUUUUGAUGUUAAUUUUGAGUUCCUUGAGAAGAUGUCGCUGCAGAACAACGGUGUGGCCCGACGGAUUUAUGAAGACUCUGAUGCAGAUUUACAGCUGAAGGGUUUCUAUGAAGAGGUGGCUACUCCUCUAUUGAUAGAUGUGACAAUGAUCUAUAACGGUGGGACCAAUCUAACCCAGACCAACUUCAGCCAGUUUUAUAAUGGCUCUGAGAUCGUGGUGGCUGGUCAGAUCACUGACAAUGACAUCGAAACCUUUACUCCACAAGUUGUGGCCAUUUCAAGGAGUAGAAAGGUGAUCUUUUCUGAAAUUAACACCACUGUGGAGUCCACUGGAACAGUUUCCGACAGCCACAUCCAGAGGGUCUGGGCCUACCUCACAGUCAAACAGCUUCUAGAGAAAGAGCUGCUGUUAUCUGGACCUGAGAAGGAGAAUGUGAAGAAAGAGGUCUUGGAGCUGUCGCUGAAGUAUAACUUUGUGACCCCGCUCACAUCCAUGGUGGUCACCAAGCCUCCAGGGGAGAAGACAGAUGUGCUCCAUAAACCCAAGGAAGGGGAAGCACACUUUCAACCAUCGUCAUCAGUACUUCACUCCCAUCCAGUCUCAGCCAUAAUAGAUUAUGAAUAUGAUGACAUGGCUGACCUGCUUGAAGUGCAUUCCUUCAUUGUGCCAGACAGAGCGACUGAAGCUCCUCUCUCCCACAGGUUUUUGCUAAAAUCUGAGAAUCUGUCUCUUCCACUGUGCUUCGACGUCACUGGAGAUGUUCGCCUUAAACUACUUCAUCAUCCCACCAGGGAGCUGUCUGUGAAUGGUGAGCUUGAUUCAGUCAUGAAUGGAGGCUUCAAAAAGAUUGUCAUCCACUUAAACACUGACCUGCAUGUUGAGGUGGACACCAAUGAAAUCAUUGUACGAGACGGACAGACGCUGACACGCCACAGUGGACAGGAUGUCUUCACAGCUGGAAGUUUGUCCGUGAUAAAGCGGGACAAGGAAAUAGAUGUUGCAGUUGGAGACACACGCGUGGUCAUCUUAAUUCAUGUGAAGGAUGGAGAAAAAUUCCUCUGGCCGGUUUUAAGACAGCAGCCACUGGAAGACAACGUAACAGGAAUUUUAGCUCUGAAGCCAGCAGUUUAUGAGGAGCUGCAACAAACUCCCUCAAUCAAACUUAAGAUCAAAGACCAGGAGGUUGACGUAACCAGGGCCAAUGCUGUUGACUACAGUAUCGUCUCCCCUCCGACACUGGACUGCUGGCUCAUGCCUGCUGAGUCUGUCCUGCAGAGACGCCUGGAUGAUUUCAUCGUUACACAACUUUAACAGGAACCAUGUUGAAUCACUUGCAGAGAUUUAAUUUAAAAGGAAAUAAAUCAAACACUCAUUAAUCAUGGAAAAAAGACUUUCUGCCUGCUACUAACAUAAACAAAUAAAUAAUAUUCCUGAUC